This is a messenger RNA of Tribolium madens (black flour beetle), 2087 nucleotides long. RefSeq names its product probable tRNA (guanine(26)-N(2))-dimethyltransferase (gene Trm1). Bases 401 to 1906 code for a protein of 501 amino acids. Gene Ontology annotation, biological process: tRNA N2-guanine methylation. Gene Ontology annotation, cellular component: nucleus. The transcript is spliced from 7 exons. Gene Ontology annotation, molecular function: RNA binding. The record is from RefSeq and is a predicted model, not a curated record. NCBI's taxonomy places the organism in Eukaryota, Metazoa, Arthropoda, Insecta, Coleoptera, Tenebrionidae.
UGUUUCCAACUCAGACAGUUCUGUGGCUUGUUCUGCACCCUCCAAAUGUGUCUCAAUCAAUUCUUUCCAUGUCUUCAGGGAAUUAACACAGUCUUGGAGCAAGUUCUCCUGUCUUUCAUGUUGCGACGCCAUUUUUUCAAAAUGACAAACAGGCACACCAACCGCGUCAAUAAAUUAACCAAAAUUGCGUAAUUACGGUUUUAAUAAUUUGCUUUUUGUUGUGGGAAAUAGAGUUCAUAUAUAAAAAAAUAUAGGAACUCUAGCGGGAACUAACCAAAUAGAAUUAGUUUUAUUUUUCGAAACGCGUAAAAUCAAUGAAUUGUUGAUUUCAAUACCAACCUUACGCAACUAAAAUCCCAAUUUAUAACCCCACUUUUUCGAGUAGUUUAAACGGUAAAUAAUGGCAAAAAACGAGGUGAAUAACACCGAGAGCCGGGAAAUUACCGAAGGCCUGGCCAAGAUUAAAACCCAAGGGAGUGUUUUUUACAACCCGGUCCAGGAAUUCAACCGUGAUUUGAGUAUUGUAGUCUUAAAUACGUUUGUGGAAGACUACAAAUGUGAUUCUCAUAGUGUGUGGGAGACUGGACACAAGUACGACGACGGUAUCAGUAUUUUAGAAGCUCUCUCAGCCACUGGUUUAAGGAGUAUAAGAUACGCCAAAGAAGUCAAAGGAGUUAAAGAAAUCGUCGCUAAUGACAUAUCAAUUAAAGCAGUUGAAGACAUAAAAUGCAACAUUGCCGAUAAUAAAGUUGAAGAUUUAGUGGUGGCAAGCCACGAUGAUGCUACUAUGUUGAUGUAUAAAAGUCGUAAAGAGCGUCGUUUUGAUGCAAUUGACCUUGACCCUUAUGGCUGCCCCUCGAUUUUCCUCGACUCAGCAGUCCAGACGAUCAAAGAAGGGGGCUUACUGUUAAUCACAGCCACGGAUAUGGCAGUACUCGCAGGAAACUCCCCUGAGACAUGUUACAGCAAAUAUGGGGCUGUAUCAUUACGCAUGAAAGCCUGCCACGAGAUGGCCUUGAGGAUUCUAUUACAGUGUAUUGAGGCACAUGCUAACAGAUAUGGACGCUAUAUAACCCCCUUGUUGUCUCUAUCGGCCGAUUUUUACAUCAGGGUUUUCGUCCGAGUGUUCACAAGUCCGAAAAAAUGCAAACAAACUUUGAGUAAAUUAUCAAUGGUUCACCACUGUACUGGAUGUGGCAGUCACGUAUUGCACCCCCUUGGGGUCAUUAAAACAAAUGAUAAAACGAAACAAAUGAAAUACGGUUUGCCGACUCGGGGGUUCCCCAAUAUUUGCGAACAUUGUGACCACCCGUUUCAUAUGGGGGGCCCUGUAUGGAACGCCCCCUUACAUUCACCGGAAUUUAUUACAAAACUAUUAAACCAAAUCCCCGAAAAUUUGGGUACUUUUAAACGUAUACAGGGUGUUCUGAAUGUAAUAAACGAAGAGUUGCACGAUGCCCCCUUGUAUUACACUCUCGAACAAUUAAGUGGGACUUUACAUGUCGAGACACCUUCGAUGGGGGCUAUCAGAUCGGCGAUAUUAAAUGCCGGCUUUCAAGUGUCCUACACACACAUGAAUAAGACUUCGAUUAAAACAAACGCCCCGAAUGGGUUGGUCUGGGACAUUAUGAGGGCCUGGGAGGGGCAACAUCCCGUCAAUAAAAAGAGAUUGGUUGAGAAUAGCCCCGCAACGAAUAUUUUAAAGAAAGAAAGACAGUUUGAGGUUUCAUUUGAGUAUCAUGAAGGGGCAAAUCCCCAGUCGAAAAAAAUGGGGUUUGUGAGAUUCCAGCAAAAUCCGAUGCCAAAUUGGGGCCCCGGAACAAGAGCCACGGCCAUGGUUGGGGACAAUAAAUUAGAGAAAAGGAAACGAAAUCAAGGGAAAAGGAAAAGAGAAGCGUCCACUUAAACAAAAAUAUUUUUUUUAUGACAUUUGAGUUAUUAAAUGACAGUAAAAUGUCAAAAUUGUCAAACAGUCAUAGCCGCCCUAUACAUUUUUUUUUACCAUUUUGACAGUGAAAUGUCAAGCAUAGCCGCCUUACACAAAGUGUAAACUUGUUUAUUCUAAAUUAAAAAAUUAAUCAUUGAAA